AUGGAGUCUACGAAUCGCCUGAGUGCCAUCCAAACUCUGUUGGUGGUCCAGCGGUGGAUAGGACUUUUAAAAUGGGAAAACCAGGAAGAAGAUGGUCUUUUAACCAGUCUAAAGUGCAUUUAUCCCUUUGUGCUGCACCUGCCGCUGACUUUUACCUAUAUAGCACUCAUGUGGUAUGAGGCCAUUACCUCAUCGGAUUUCGAGGAAGCGGGUCAGGUUCUGUACAUGUCCAUAACCGAACUGGCCCUGGUCACCAAGCUCCUGAAUAUUUGGUAUCGCCGAAAGGAAGCAGCUAGCCUCAUCGACGAAUUGCAACACGAUCCUUCAUAUAAUUUACGAAAUGCCGAAGAAAUUGAGUUUUGGCAGCGAAAUCAGAGGGACUUUAAGCGCAUCUUUUACUGGUACAUCGGUGGCAGCCUCUUCGUGGCCUUAAUGGGUUAUGUAAGCGUAUUUUUCCAGGAGGACUACGAGCUGCCCUUCGGCUACUACGUGCCCUUUGAAUGGCGCACCAAGGAGCGAUAUUUCUACGCCUGGGGGUACAAUGUGCUGGCCAUGACCCUGUGCUGCCUAUCCAAUAUUCUCCUGGACACUCUGGGCUGCUACUUCAUGUUCCAGAUCGCCUCGCUCUUUAGGCUGAUGGGAAUGCGACUGCAGGCACUGAAAGCUGCACCCGAGGAGCAGGCCAAGCCGGAGUUGCGACACAUUUUCCAGCUCCAUGCCAAAGUCCGUCGACUGACGAGGCAGUGUGAAGUGCUAGUUUCCCCCUAUGUGCUAUCCCAAGUGGUCUUUAGCGCCUUCAUAAUCUGCUUCAGUGCCUAUCGACUGGUGCACAUGGGCUUCAAGCAGCGACCCGGCCUCUUUCUCACCACCGUGCAGUUCGUGGCCGUCAUGAUCGUCCAGAUUUUCCUGCCCUGCUACUACGGCAAUGAGCUGACCUUUCAUGCCAAUGCCCUUACGGAUAGUGUCUUUGCCACCAACUGGCUGGAGUACUCGGUGGGCACUCGCAAGCUGCUCAACUGCUACAUGGAGUUCCUCAAGCGGCCGGUGAAAGUGCGAGCUGGGGUGUUUUUCGAAAUAGGCUUGCCCAUCUUUGUGAGGACCAUCAACAAUGCCUACAGUUUCUUCGCCCUGCUGCUAAAGAUAUCCAAGUAA
Messenger RNA from Drosophila takahashii, 1152 nucleotides. RefSeq names its product Odorant receptor 94b (gene Or94b). Gene Ontology annotation, cellular component: plasma membrane. Gene Ontology annotation, molecular function: odorant binding; olfactory receptor activity. The record is from RefSeq and is a predicted model, not a curated record. Gene Ontology annotation, biological process: detection of chemical stimulus involved in sensory perception of smell; sensory perception of smell. Lineage: Eukaryota; Metazoa; Arthropoda; Insecta; Diptera; Drosophilidae.